AUGUCGGACGAUCUGCGCGCCAACCUCAUGAUGGGGCACAUGGCAGUGAAACAGGCUACGAAGCGAAGCAAGAACAGGCGACAGCAACGCGCUAUUGAGUCCCGUCAAAUUGGCAACCUCGGCUGCAACGUCGCCCGCUUGAAGAUCGUGAGCGCCAUCUCGUCGACCAAGAGCAGCGUCGGCGAUAUCAAGGACCCGGCCGUCAAGGACGCCGCGGCGGCCGGCCUCAAGCAGGCCAACGACGGAAUCGGCAAGAUUGCGAGCGCUCUGCUCACCGGCCAAAAAGCGGCGGCGACGGACCGCGACACCGUGGCAGCUGGACUGCAAGCAACCGGCACGGCUCUGCAAGGGGGCGACCAGACUGAUGACGCAGUGAAGAAGGCAGGGGAAUCCCUCCAGAAGGCGGUUGCUGCUGGACAAGACGUCGUCUCUAAAUGCAAGUGA
Molecule: messenger RNA, 444 nt
Organism: Colletotrichum graminicola M1.001
Lineage: Eukaryota; Fungi; Ascomycota; Sordariomycetes; Glomerellales; Glomerellaceae
Exons: 3
Coding region: 1-444 (147 amino acids)
Source: RefSeq, a predicted model, not a curated record